AUGGCCCGAUCACUUCUCUUGAGCGACGACGGCGGUUACUACGGCUACGACGGUUACUACGGCUACGACUGCUACAACUUUUACAAGGGUUACGACGGUAACGACGAAGAAGGCGGACACGGCAGUGACAACAGAGACGGCGGUGAUGGCAGACGACGGGGACGGCGGUGA
Messenger RNA from Peronospora matthiolae, 171 nucleotides. NCBI's taxonomy places the organism in Eukaryota, Oomycota, Peronosporomycetes, Peronosporales, Peronosporaceae. The record is from the annotation of a GenBank genome assembly.